AUUCGCUAAGAAGUGUUUCGACGCGAACAAUUUUACCGAGCGGACCGCCACUCUCAUUGAGGGUCAAAUAUUUUGAGAAUGAGCCGAUAGAGUCGUCGACAUGUCAAGUUUCUCCAGAUCUGCUCAGCAAUGGGCAACCUUUGCCCGCUCCUGGUUCGUAAUCGAUGCCAAGAUGCAGCCUCCUGGCAAGAUCGCAACAAUGUGUUCUGUGCGAUUACAGGGCAAACACAAACCUAUCUACCAUGCACUCAGUGACUGUGGAGACCAUGUAGUAGUAAUUAACACCAAACACAUAGCUUUCUCUGGAAACAAAUGGGAGCAGAAAGUUUACUCGUCACACACAGGGUAUCCAGGUGGAUUCAAACAACUCACAGCUGCUCAGUUGCAUCAAAAAGACCCACAAGCUAUUGUGAAGUUGGCAGUUUACGGCAUGCUGCCUAAGAAUCUACACCGUCGCACCAUGAUGCAGCGACUACACAUCUUUACUGAAGAUGAGCUCCCAGAGGACAUCCGAGCCAAUCUGACGGAGGAACUGCCUCAGCCUAGAAAGAUCCCCAGGAAACUCAACGAGUACACAGAGAAGGAGGUCGACGCCUUCCCCAGGCUUUGGACACCACCUCAAGACUUCAAGAUGAAAUGAAAUCAAAGCUGCCCGAUGUGAGCAGAGCUGAAGAUUUUCACAUUAAUGCUUCACUGGACACAACCAGUUUCCUCACAUUUAUUUAGUGUAAGGAUACAUGACCAAGACAGGACUCUGAUAGUUAGAUUCAAACGUACACAAAAACAGAUAUUUUUCUGUUCAGGUGAAUCAACAGCAGCAGCAGCAGCAGCUCUGACUUCUUUGCUCCUAAACUGGCAUCAAAGAUCGACUGGACUUUACUAAAUCGUAACAUAAACGCCCACAUCAACAAAAACAUUUGUCUUUUUUUGGUCUGAAUAAUCAGCAUGACAUUUCCCUGUGUGGCUCAGAUCAGAUCAAAUCAGAUUCUGUGGGUUUUUCUGUGAUUAUAGAACCAAUAUGGAUCAUUUCAGGCGUCAUUAAAAAAUGACAUCUAUUAGAUCCGAUCCUGCUUUUUGAAGGUUUGUGGCUCCACACGCAAAACCAAUUAAUGUGUUACCAUGACAACACUCAGGUCAUCAGUGUGGGUUCAGUAGGAAAUGUUUUUUGGUCAGAGAGUUGUUCUUUUUUUGUUUUCAUCAUUGUGCUUUAUAGAUUUCCAGAUUGUUGUCAAAUAAAAAUCGGUUCUUUUUAUUUGCAUUGUAAAAAUUGGCUAAUAAACAAUUAAACAUG
Molecule: messenger RNA, 1291 nt
Organism: Paralichthys olivaceus (Japanese flounder)
Lineage: Eukaryota; Metazoa; Chordata; Actinopteri; Pleuronectiformes; Paralichthyidae
Gene: mrpl13
Product: mitochondrial ribosomal protein L13
Biological process (GO): translation; negative regulation of translation
Cellular component (GO): mitochondrial large ribosomal subunit; ribosome
Molecular function (GO): mRNA binding; structural constituent of ribosome
Source: RefSeq, a predicted model, not a curated record